AUGGUGGUCGAAGGACAGCAUCAUCGUUUUCAUGCAGGAGAAAUGGUGGAAAUACACAUUAUAGCACUUUUAAGCCAGCUAAAAAAACAGAUGUGCUUUACUAGUGUGGUUGAUGUCAAGAAAGCUGUUGGAGCUGGAAAAGAGAAUGAUCGUAGUGCAAGUGCAAUACGUCGAGAAUUAAUGAGACUGCCAAAUUCUCAGCAACCAGAUAUGCCCGAUCACUAUAGUGCAAAAAAUACUGAUGACUUUAUAGCAUCAGAAUCAGAUAGACAAACGCUUCUUAUAAAGCAGCAGGAAGAGGAGUUGGAGGACCUUAGAUCAAGUGUCCAGAGAAUCGGAGACGUCGGGCUUACUAUACACAAAGAACUCUUUGCACAGGAGAAUAUAUUAGAUGGGUUGGGAACCGAAAUGGACAGCAGAAAAAACCAACUGGAUUUUGUUCAGAGAAAAAUGGCUAUUAUUAUGAACAAGGCUGGCGCUAAGGGCCAAAUAAUGAUAAUAAUAUUUUUGCUAGUUCUGUUCAUUCUGGUCUUCUUCAUCGUAUAUAGGCGGAGCAGAAAUUUGAAAUCGCCUUCAAUGUGGAGGAAGGCGGGGGUUUCAGGUGACAUUGGAUUUGCGAAAAUGAUGAGGAAUGAGUACCCUAUUCUGAUCUACGACUCGUUUGAAUUCGGAAUCGACAGUGAUUCAGAUAGCAGCAAUAAUAUUCAUAGUAAUAGUGGUGAUUUUGUGACUUUAGGAGGUUUGUUUGAACCGAUAAUUGAUAUUUCGGAGCUGACAUGGCGGCCUGAAUCGCUUCCCACCUUAUAG
Molecule: messenger RNA, 807 nt
Organism: Hibiscus syriacus
Lineage: Eukaryota; Viridiplantae; Streptophyta; Magnoliopsida; Malvales; Malvaceae
Product: syntaxin-61-like
Exons: 7
Coding region: 1-807 (268 amino acids)
Source: RefSeq, a predicted model, not a curated record